Molecule: messenger RNA, 785 nt
Organism: Tigriopus californicus
Lineage: Eukaryota; Metazoa; Arthropoda; Copepoda; Harpacticoida; Harpacticidae
Product: polyisoprenoid diphosphate/phosphate phosphohydrolase PLPP6-like
Exons: 2
Coding region: 1-636 (211 amino acids)
Molecular function (GO): sphingosine-1-phosphate phosphatase activity
Source: RefSeq, a predicted model, not a curated record
AUGACCAUGCCGAAUGAAAAUAAACGGGAAGUGCCUGAUUGGUUGCGUCAUAUUUUGAGCCGAGAUCAACAACUGACCAAGCAAUGCUUCGACCUAUUUGAUAGGAAAUAUGGAUUGGCCAACCACCGGUCAUCUUUGAAAUACCUCGAGAUUUCCUGCCAUGGCAUUCCAUGGAUUUUCGGCACCUGUGCCUUGAUCUACACGUUCCCGCAACAUAUUGAGAUAUGGAUCAAUUUGUUUUAUCUUCUCAUUCUUGACAUUGUCAUUGUAGCCGUAACCAAGGCAUACACCCGCCGUCGACGCCCAAGCUACAACCAAAAGGAUAUGUUUGCCACGGUCUCGGUCGACAAGUUUUCAUUUCCCUCUGGACAUUCCACUCGGGCCGUGGCCUUGGCCUUCUUCUUCACGAGCCUUUUCCCUCUGCCCAUGAUUUUCGCGCCCGUGAUGUUUCUGUGGUCUGGUGCAGUUUGUCUCUCUCGUGUUCUCUUGGGACGUCAUCAUGUCUUGGAUGUGAUGGGAGGGAUUGCUAUUGGCUUCGGUGCUUACGUCAUCUUAAGUUUUACUCUCAUCAGCGAGGAGGGAGCCAAAUCUUUGGGCUCCUAUCUAUUUGGGGAGGAUCCAUGGUCUAGUGGUUAAAAUAGAUCAAUCUUUCUAACACAUUAUGUGUACUCUGCAAGAGAAGACAUUCUCAAAAAAACAUGAACUUGGACAAGGACAGCUUUUAUUUCUAUGCAUAACAAAUAUCACAUCAAUGAUUGAAUUGAUUAAAGCCAAGUAACCAGUCA